ACCAGCAAUAUCCUCCAAAAUCCCAUUAAUUCUUCUUCCUGAACUUGAUUCCACGUGGUGGCAUGUCUUUUCUUGUGUCAUUUGUCCAUAAUAGACAUGAAUCGGUUAUCUACCAUCACAGGAAUACUGCCUUGUAUGUGCUCUUGUAAGCUCAACAGAGAUGCCCACCUUGUGGGUUUCGGGUUUGGAGUUGAGUUGCAGAGAAAGCAGCGGUUGAAGAGGAAGUUUAAGUUUGCUGUGAGUGCGGACUUGUCAAGGGCUUUCUCUCCGAGAUUGGGUUUGGACUCUCAGAAUGUUGUCCAGUCUUAUGAUCUAUCGCAGUUUCCUUGGAUUGGUCCAAUUCCUGGGGAUGUUGCUGAAAUUGAGGCAUAUUGUAGAAUAUUUAGCACAGCUGAACGACUUCAUGCUGCGUUGAUGGACACAUUAUGCAAUCCUGUGACCGGGGAAUGUGGUGUUUCAUAUGAUUAUGAGGAAAAACCGUUAUUGGAAGAUAAAAUAGUGUCCGUGCUUGGUUGCAUGCUAUCACUUUUAAAUAAAGGAAAAGGUGAUGUUCUUUCAGGAAGAUCUUCCAUCAAGAAUUCCUUUCAUGCCACAGAUGUAAGCAUGAUGGAGGAUAAGCUUCCUCCACUUGCCAUUUUUAGGAGUGAGAUGAAGAGGUGUUGUGAGAGUUUGCAUGUUGCUCUUGAAAACUAUUUUACACCUGAUGAUAAUCGAAGCUUGGAUGUAUGGAGGAAACUGCAGAGGCUGAAGAAUGUCUGCUACGAUUCUGGCUUCCCCCGUUAUGAUGAUUACCCUUGUCAUACGCUGUUCGCAAAUUGGAGUCCUACUUAUUUAUGCACUUCUAAAGAAGACAUGACAUCCGUGAAUUCUGAAGUAGCAUUUUACAGUGGUGGUCAGGUAACAGAGGAAGGUUUGAAUUGGUUAAUUGAGAAGGGAUUCAAGACCAUUGUAGACCUCAGAGCAGAAACUAUAAAAGAUAACUUUUAUCAAGCAGCUGUAGAUGCUGCUGUGUUGUCUGGAAAAUUUGAAUUGAUUAGAAUUCCUGUUGAAGUUAGGACAGCUCCUUCAGUGGAGCAGGUUGAGAAGUUUGCAUCUUUAGUUUCAGAUUACAGCAAAAGGCCCAUCUAUCUUCAUAGUAAGGAAGGGGUAUGGAGGACUUCUGCAAUGAUCUCCAGAUGGAGGCAGUACAUGAUGCGCAGUGCAUCUCUGUUCAGUACUCCCAGUGAUAUGGUACAACAAGAUACCAAUGAAACCAGAGAAUUGCAGGCACCUUCUAUUAUAGAAGAGACGUCCCUCCUGGAACAGAAAAAUGGAUCACUGAAAGAGGCUUUGGAUAAACUUCAUGGUUUAAAUGGAGUGUCAAAUGAAUUUGCGUCUCCACUUAAUGAUGAAAUGGGCCAAAGCCUUAAUGGGGCCUACAAUGGUCUUGUUUCUGUUCAGGAUACAACAUCUAUAGAAACACUUGUUAAUGAGGGAAAAUUUUCAGAAAACGUCUGCGGGGAAACUGACCCUCUCAAGGCUCAAAUUCCUCCUUUUAAUAUCUUCUCCAAAGCAGAGAUGUCCAGCUUUUUUAGGACUAAGAGAAUUUCACCUCCCAUUUAUUCAAGUUAUCAGUUUUGCAAGUUCAACAAGUCGCCUGUUUCAACAGAAACACAUUUUAGGAAGGUGCAAACAAGUGAGAUUGUGGGUGUUGAUCCCAUGUCAGGGCUUGAGGGGGCAAAAAGAUCCAGUGGAUCAGCUAGUAGUGAAAAUCUAUCUCCAGAACUUGAGAACUCUUCUAUUGAAGGUCAGAAUCAUCUGAAAAGCAGUAGUUUGAUAUCUAUUGGUUCAAAUUUGCAUGCAUUCAGUGAAGGGGAAAGGUAUUCCGUUCCCGAAAUUAAUGUUGGUACGAUUGUGAAGGACAGCUUAAAUGAGCAUGUUACAUCUAAAUCUGUUGAUGGUCAGGCAUUAGGCUUCAGUGAUGAUGAGUUGGGCUCAAUUGAAGGAGACAUGUGUGCUUCUGCAACUGGGGUUGUAAGAGUGCAGUCAAGAAGGAAAUCAGAAAUGUUUUUAGUAAGAACUGAUGGUUUUUCUUGUACCAGAGAAAAGGUCACUAAAUCUUCCUUGGCCUUCACUCAUCCAAGUACCCAGCAACAGAUGCUUAUGUGGAAAUCAACACCAAAGACUGUAUUGCUGUUGAAGAAGCUGGGGAAGGAACUCAUGGAAGAAGCUAAAGAGGUUGCCUCUUUCCUUUAUCACCAAGAGAAAAUGAAUGUGCUUGUUGAACCUGAUGUUCAUGACAUAUUUGCCACAAUCCCAGGAUUUGGAUUUAUUCAGACCUUUUACAGUCAAGAUACUAGUGAUCUUCAUGAAAGGGUUGAUUUUGUGGCAUGCUUGGGGGGAGAUGGGGUUAUACUCCAUGCAUCAAAUUUAUUUAGAGGUGCUGUUCCUCCUGUUGUAUCCUUUAAUCUUGGAUCUCUUGGAUUUCUGACUUCUCAUAAUUUUGAAGACUACAAGCAGGACUUAAGACAGGUCAUUCAUGGGAAUAAGACAGUGGGUGGUGUUUAUAUAACCCUCAGAAUGCGCCUCCAUUGUGAAAUAUUUCGCAAUGGUAAAGCAGUUCCUGGGAAAGUUUUUGAUGUCCUAAAUGAGGUGGUUGUUGACCGGGGUUCUAAUCCAUAUAUUUCAAAGAUUGAAUGUUAUGAACAUGAUCGACUUAUAACCAAGGUGCAAGGUGAUGGAAUCAUAAUAGCCACACCUACUGGAAGUACUGCUUAUUCUACAGCUGCAGGAGGUUCCAUGGUUUGGUCCGGUUCGAAAUCAUUGGUUCAAUCCGGUUUGGAACCGCCGGUUCACGGUUCUUGAAAAAUAUGAACCCGAACCAAACCGCAUAAGGACUAUUUCGGUCUGGUUCGAAGUCGGUUUCGAUUUUGACCAGUUUUGGUCCGGUUUUGACCGAACCGGUUUCAGUUCGGUUCCGGUUCAUAACCGAACCGUGGCCACCCUGGGAUUGUUUAUUCCACUUGUUUCUCUCUCCCCUUACUAUUGCACCUUGAUAGGAGACAUAAAAUUGGUAUUCCCAGUGCAUGAGGCUCCUGGAUUAUGAGGAUAGUUGGGGGAGUGUCAUUAAGAGUAUGUUGUGUACUUGUGUCUUCGGUAAAUGACUUCAUUAAAUAAAUUCUGUACAUUGUGCUGUCUUGGAACUGUCACUAAUAUAUCAGCAUGACAUGCAGAUGCUUAGGAGCUAUUGAUGUGAUCUUACACUGAGACGGGGAGAGAAAAGCUUUAGUUUAGUUAUUACAUGGUAGAAUGGAUAAACCUAAGGAUUUCUUUUUAGGUAUUAUUCACUUUACUGUGGAUGUCCUAACUUAAAAUUUUAAAAUUCUCCACUUCCUGCACCCUAACAUCAUUCAAACGAUAACAUCCCCUGCAUAUAUCCAUACCUGGCUCUUCCAUCAAUUAAAUUUCUGUAACAACCUUUAAAACCCUGUCUUUCUUCUUCCAGAAAACACUUUAACCAGGUCUUGUGAUUCCAGCAAAUCAAGCUGCAUCUUUUAUCUAAAACAUCAAUCAGUCUGUUGACUCUGUUCUCUACUAAACCUAUGAAUCUUGCACCUCCUUGUUCAAUUUUUACAAGCCUUAACUCACCAUAAAAAUAUGAGAUUGACCUGAAUCCAUCUCAGUUAAGCUUCAAAACAGGCUCUAUUGUGCAAUUAAACCAAUGCUUCAUAAGCUUCCUUUGAUCUGGCAUUGAAGUGUUAAUAUUUUGAUUUAUACAAGUUAGCAAAUUUAAUGUGCAUAUGUCAUUGAUAAAUUUGAUAAGUAUAUCCAAAAUAAAUAAAAUGGAAUGAAAGAAAUAAGAAAAAAAAAUUUUGAAAAAU
Molecule: messenger RNA, 3860 nt
Organism: Hevea brasiliensis (rubber tree)
Lineage: Eukaryota; Viridiplantae; Streptophyta; Magnoliopsida; Malpighiales; Euphorbiaceae
Product: NAD kinase 2, chloroplastic
Exons: 7
Coding region: 97-2844 (915 amino acids)
Biological process (GO): NAD+ metabolic process; NADP+ biosynthetic process
Molecular function (GO): NAD+ kinase activity
Source: RefSeq, a predicted model, not a curated record